AUGGAUCGCAUCACGUUUAAAGUUAACGGUGUUCAAUGUUCGGUGGGAUGCGAGGUGAGCUCAGAUACAACGUUAUUGGACUUCAUCCGAUCUACUCUGAAAUUAUCUGGUACCAAGUACAUGUGCACUGAAGCGGGCUGUGGUGCUUGCAUCGUUUCAGCUGUUAGAUUUCCCGGGGCACCAAACACGUCUGUGAAUUCGUGUAUGGUAUCAAUAGCAUCAUGUCAAGACUGGGAAGUCACCACAAUAGAGUAUUUGGGAAAUAGGCUAAAAGGCUAUCAUGUAAUCCAGACGACGCUAGCAGAAAAUCAUGGAACUCAAUGCGGAUACUGCAGCCCUGGCUGGGUUAUGGCUAUGAACAGUCUAUUACAGAGCACGAAGAAACUUACUAUGCUUGAAAUAGAAAAAUCAUUCGGAAGUAAUGUCUGUAGAUGUACAGGUUAUAGACCGAUAUUGCAAGCUUUCAAAAAAUUUGCUCAAGAUGCUCCUAGUUGGAAAAAAUUACAUGAUAUAGAAGAUCUAAACAUUUGCAAAAAGGACGACGGUGAAUGUUCAAAAAGUGACUGCGAGGAUUAUGACUGGUGUAUUGUUUCAAAGGAUGAUGUUAAAUACCAAUCUAUAGUUCAUAUUAAAUUAGAAGAUGGUCGUGAAUGGUUUCGAGUUCGAGAACUUUUUGACGCGUUUAAUAUUUUAGGUGUAAAGGGUGAUGAUUCAUACAUGUUUGUUGCUGGAAAUACUGCAAAAGGCGCAUACCCUAUAGACCAGUAUCCCAGAAUACUUAUUGACAUCAGUAUGGUAGCUGAACUAAAGAAGGUUCUCAAAGAUCAAAAUUUAGUCGUUGGUGCCGGAUCAACAAUUUCAGAAGUAAUGGAAGUAUUCAAAACAGUGGGUAAACAAGAAUAUUUCGAAUACCUGCUAACAUUUUAUGAACAUCUUACACUUGUUGCUCAUAUUCCCGUUCGAAACCUGGGAACAGUAGCUGGCAAUCUAAUGAUAAAACAUGAACAUCGUGAAUUUCCUUCAGAUAUUUUCGUGCUUUUUGAAACAGUUGGCGCAAAACUAACAAUUGUGAAUGGUCACGGUUUUAGUAAGACCGUAUCUCUUCAAGGAUUUCUCAAAGAAAAUAUGAGAGGCAAAAUAAUUCUCAAAGUGUUAUUACCCCCUCUAAACAAAAACUACAAAGUACUGUCAUUUAAGAUAAUGCCGAGGGCUCAAAAUGCUCAUGCAAUAGUAAAUGCUGGAUUUCUUUAUAAGUUACACAACAAUACAGUUAUCGAAUCAAGAAUCGUGUAUGGUGGUCUGUCACCACUUUUUAUUCGAGCUAUCAAUACUGAAAAAUACCUUAUCGGAAAACCACUAUUUACAAAUGAAACUCUCCAAGCAGCACUGAAGGUACUGAGUGGGGAAUUAAUAGUAACUGAGGAUCCUCCGAACCCUUCAAUAGCAUAUAGAAGGCAGCUAGCUCUCGCACUGUUUUAUAAGGGGCUUCUUACACUAUGCCCACCAAAUGUGCUGCACCCACGGUAUCGUACAGGAGCCAUCAAACUAAAAGAGACCCGUCCUGUGUCUGAUGGUCGACAGAUAUUUGAUACAGACCCUUCCCUGUGGCCUUUAAAUCAGCCCAUACAAAAAGUUGAAGGAUUGAUUCAGUGUGCAGGAGAAGCACCAUAUACAGAAGACAUACCUCCAUUACCACAAGAGGUUUUUGCAUCAUUUGUAUUAAGCACUGUUGCCGUGGGUGAUGUAGAAGUUAUUGAUUCUACCCGUGCUUUAAGGGAACCAGGAGUAAUAGCAUUCUACACAGCUAAGGAUAUACCAGGAGUAAAUUCGUUCACUCCUUCUGGCAGCUUGUUGAGUCCGAACAAUGAGGAAUUACUUUGCAAUGGCAAAGUUAAAUAUUACAAUCAACCGAUUGCAAUAGUUGUUGCUAAAACUCGACAAAUAGCUGAUAGAGCUGCUAAAUUAGUAACAGUAAAAUAUGCCAAUGUAGUGAAACCACUUUUAGACAUUAAAAUAGCUAAAAAUAUUGCUAAUAGAAAUACUAUGUUUUCAAAUAUCGCUGAAACAGAUAGAGGCAACGACGUCAUUAAAAUCGGCGUUAAUGCUAAGGGGAUUGUACAAUAUAUGAAUUAUAAGCUAUAUGACGACCACGGAUACGUCGUCAAUGAACCCUUCUUAUUCCUUACAACAGACAUUUAUAAUAAUUGUUACAGUAAAACGAGGUGGAAUUACAAAUCUUUCAAUACUACAACGGAUAAUCCAUCGAACUCCUGGUGCAGAUCCCCAGGUACACUGGAAUGUAUUGCAAUGGCAGAAAUGAUAAUGGAACGAAUAUCGUACGAACUAUCUUUAGAUCCAAUUGAAGUCCGUCUAGCGAAUGUAGAUCCCGCUUUUCAAAACGAUUUAAAAGAAAUGCUUGAUACAAUAAUAAAAAAUUCUGAUUACGCCGAGCGACGAAAAGAAGUUGAUAAAUUUAAUAGAGAAAAUCGUUGGAAGAAACGCGGUCUGAGACUUUCAUUCAUGAAGUGGACUCCAGUUGGUCCUUUCUAUAUAGAUAUUAAUAUGGCAGUCUAUCGUGAUGAUGGUUCGGUAGCAAUAACGCAUAGCGGUAUUGAAAUGGGGCAGGGUGUUAAUACAAAAGCUGUACAAAUAUGUGCGUAUUUUCUUAAAAUACCCGUUGAGAAGAUUCAGAUUAAAACAAAUAAUACAAUCAUUGCUCCGAACGGUAUGAUAUCUGGCGGAAGCUUAACAUCACAAAACGUUGGAAUCGGUGUACAAAGAUGCUGUGAGGAACUAUUAAAAAAAUUAGAACCAAUUAAAAAUCAAAUGAACAAUCCAACAUGGGAGCAACUGAUUCAAAAAGCGUAUGCAUCUGACAUUGAUUUACAAACGCACGCAUUUGUUAAUGCCUCCGAUGUACAGAUGUAUGAUAUAUUUGGUAUAACAGUAGCUGAAGUUGAAAUAGAUGUAUUAACUGGACAAACUGAAAUUAUACGUGUUGAUUUAAUAGAAGAUGUUGGGCGAAGUGUUAGUCCAGAAAUUGACAUUGGUCAGGUUGAAGGGGCUUUCGUAAUGGGUUUAGGAUACUGGACCUGUGAGAACUUAGUAUAUAAUAGAGACACAGGAGAAUUGCUAUCCAAUCGUUCUUGGGAUUACUGGGUACCACAGGCCAGAGACAUACCACAAGACUUCAGAAUAUAUUUUAAGAAAAAAUCUUAUAGUAACGAUGCCAUUCUCGGAUCUAAAGCUACCGGCGAACCAGCCACAUGUAUGGCUAUUGUCAUACCUUUUGCAAUUAGGGAGGCUAUUUCUCAUGCAAGGCUAGAAAGCGGUCUUCCGACAACACAAUGGUUUCAGAUAGAUGGUCCGUUCACCGUUGAAAAAAUUUGCUUGGCCUCUGCCUCAAAUAUUCAAGAUUUUAAAUUCUAUUAA
Parnassius apollo (apollo) is the source of this 3432-nucleotide messenger RNA. The record is from the annotation of a GenBank genome assembly. Lineage: Eukaryota; Metazoa; Arthropoda; Insecta; Lepidoptera; Papilionidae.